UAGAAGCCAUCAUCACCACCCCCUUCCUUUAAAAUGGUCCAAGGGUGGGUGAGUAUCCUUCAGAAUUUGGUCCUCGGACUGCGCCACUCCAGAGCAACCGCCCAGGAAGGGACAAGCAGAGAGGAGAACCAGAAGAUGGGGCAAGUGGUCUACCUUGGACUCUGCCUGUUGGGCUGCCUUAUCCUGAACCCUAUGGCAGAAGGUGCCGCCAAUCGCACCCAGAGCGCUCGCGCUCACUGCCCUGCAGGAGCCGUCUUCUACAGAAAGUACUGCUACCAGUAUUUUAGCUCUAGCCUCUCGUGGGAUGAUGCCGAGGUCAGCUGCCAGAGGAGACAUGGGUCCCAGCUGGCCUCCAUUCUUUCUGCAAGGGAAGCAAAUGUGGUUUACAGUUACCUGCGACAAUAUGGCUCUAGCAACGUCUGGAUCGGUCUGGUAGCUGACCGUGGUACUUCGAAUAUGAUCUGGGAAUGGAGCGAUGGAUCUGUCUUCUCUCAACCCCUCUGGGACGGCCGGAGCAUCAGCCACUCAAUCUCUUCAAGUGAAUGUGUCUCUCUUUCUUAUUCAGGUUCCCAGAAAUGGAUCCAGCGUUCCUGCACGACUACCUUGCCAUACCUUUGCAAAUACAAGGCCACCUAUUAGGCCUGAAACCCUGGGCCUGAGAGGAACACCCACAGACCUCCAACUUCCUGACAGGUCCAAGGCCAGCCC
Messenger RNA from Podarcis raffonei (Aeolian wall lizard), 708 nucleotides. RefSeq names its product lithostathine-like. Gene Ontology annotation, molecular function: signaling receptor activity. Bases 34 to 639 code for a protein of 201 amino acids. Lineage: Eukaryota; Metazoa; Chordata; Lepidosauria; Squamata; Lacertidae. The record is from RefSeq and is a predicted model, not a curated record. The transcript is spliced from 6 exons.